Humulus lupulus (European hop) is the source of this 4638-nucleotide messenger RNA. RefSeq lists its product as uncharacterized. Lineage: Eukaryota; Viridiplantae; Streptophyta; Magnoliopsida; Rosales; Cannabaceae. The transcript has 2 exons. Bases 365 to 1099 code for a protein of 244 amino acids. The record is from RefSeq and is a predicted model, not a curated record.
GUUUUCUUGAUUGAUUUUCCGUUCACCCAAACACUUUUCUCUACUGUGUUCUUCAAUGGCGACUCAAUCUUCGUCUUAGACCAUUUCCGCAACAACUGCCACCGCUUCCGCCACUUCGUCGUUCGCUCCUGUUGUUUUCUCCCACAAGAUUUCUGUGAAGCUUGAUCAUCACAAUUUCCUUCUCUGGCGUCCUCAGAUUCUUUUGGCAAUCAAAGGUCACAAGCUUCAAAAGUUCAUCUCCUCCGAUUCCGUUCCUCCACCGAAGUACCUUAUUGAAGCUGACUAAAUCUCGAAUACUCUUAGUGAGGCGUAUAUACAGUGGGAGCAGCAGGACCAACUUCUCUACUCUUGGCUCCUAUCAUCGAUGACUGAGGGGAUUCUCACCAAAGUUGUUGGAUUUGAAACUUCUGCUCAGGUUUGGGCUGUUCUUGAGGUAUACUUCACAACUCAUACCUCGGCUAAAAUUGAUCAAUUCACUACUCAGCUUCAAAAUUUUAAGAAAGGAUCUCUUGCUUUGACUAACUAUCUGUUGAAAGUUAAAUCCAUUGUUGAUAGACUUGGAUCUAUUGGUCUCAAAGUCUCUGCCAAAGAACACAUUGCUGCUAUUUUCAAAGGUUUACCACCUGAGUAUGAUACUUUUAUCAUCUUCGUGAACUCUCGUUCUCAGCCCUAUACGGUUGCAGAGAUUGAAUCUCUUCUCUUCUCGCAAGAGCAUAGAAUGGAGCGCCAAACUCAAGAGCAUAGAAUGGAACGCCAAACUCAAGAGCUUGAUUCUGUUAAUCUUGCUCAGUAUCGUGGUUACAAAGGAAGAGGUACUUACUCGAACAACUCUUCCAAUUUCACUAAUCGCUCUAAUUCUUCUGCUUCAAAUUUUUCUGGCAAUAGCACUGUUGCUCCGAAUCCUAGCACUGGUCGUGGCUUGUGGAAUUCGUAUGCUGCAAGUCCUUGUGGAGGCUUCUCCUCCAGUUCAACUACCACUAGCAGGGCAAUAAUACUCGGGGAUAUUCCUCAUCUCGACCUAUUUGUCAGCUUUGUUCAAGGCCAGGACAUGUUUCUUCUUGCUGCUAUCAACAAUUUAAUACGGAGUUUCCAGGAGUAGGUGCUGCCAAUGUUGACAAACCAUCUGCUAACAUUGCUACUGCAGACUCUGUUAAUGAUAUGGCUUGGUCUCCAGAUUCGGGAGCUACUAGUCACUGUAUAAUAGAUGAAAAGAAUUUGAUGCAGAAAGUUGACUACAUUGGUUCAAACAAGAUUCAUAUGGGUGAUGGAGGUGGCUUGAACAUUCAAAAUGUUGGUAAGACAACUUUCUACACUCCCUUCACUUCUCUAUCUCUAGUCUUAAAUCGUUUAUUGCAUGUUCCCAAAAUAACCAAAAACUUAAUCAGUGUUUCUCAAUUUUCUUGGGAUAGCAAUGUUUAUUUCAAAUUCUUUUUUGAUUAUUGUCUUGUGAAAGAUUAGGAUUCCAAGCAGGUGGUAAUGCGAGGAACACUACAUAAGGGGUUAUAUGUGUUUCAUCCUUCCACUAUGCAUCUCGUUCCUCCUCCAGCUUCACAUUCUUCUGUUUUUCUUUCUGAAUUUGAUUCUGUCAAUAAUACUCAGUUGAGUACUUGUAAUAAUACUUUAUGUUCCACUUUUCGGUUAUGGCAUUAUCGCCUUGGACACCCUUCCUCAAGGGUUGUCAAAUCUAUUCUCCCCAAGUGUAACAUUGCUCAUAGUAAUAAAACUAUUCAUGAUUUUUGUAAUGCUUGCUGUAAAAGAAAGAUUCAUAAGUUUCCUUUUCCAAAUUCUGAUACACAAUAUCAUUCCCCCUUACAGUUGAUACACUUAGAUUUAUGGGGACCCUCACCCACACUCAUUCAAUGGCUACAAGUAUUAUAUUCAUUUUAUUGAUGCCUAUUCUAGAUACACUUGGGUAUACCUUUUGAAAAACAAAUCUGAAGCAUUCCAAACAUUCAUCGACUUUAGGACUCAAGUGGAAAAACAAUUUAGUUAUCCUAUUAAAGCCAUUCAAGUUGUCCUAUUAAAGCCAUUCAAUCCGAUUUGGGGGGGGGGGAGUAUCAAGCAUUUAAAAAUUAUCUCAUUCAAAAUGGUAUACAACAUAGAGUUUCUUGCCCCAUUGCACAUGAACAAAAUGGCUUGGCUGAGAGGAAACAUAGACAUCUUAUUGAGACAUCCUUGACCUUGUUAGCUAAUGCUUCAAUGCCUCUUAAGUUUUGGGAUGAGGCUGUUAGAGCCUCUGCCUUUCUAAUUAAUAGAGUACCCUCUAAAACAAUAGGUAAUUCCACUCCUUUCCAAAUACUUUUUCACAGAUCCUGACUACUCACAAGUAAAAGAUUUUGGCUGCUCUUGUUUUCCUAACACUCGCCCUUUUAAUGCUAGCAAGCUUCAAUUCAGAUCUACCAAGUGCACCUUUCUUGGCUACAUCUUAAAUCACAAGGGCUACAAGUGCUUAUCUUCCACGAGUAGAAUAUACAUUUCUCGUGAUGUUCUUUUUAAUGAAUUUUCUUUUCCUUAUUCUACUAUGUCAUCAUCUGUUCCAACUCCUAUCUCCUCUCAUUCCUCUUCUUCACAUUGCACUACUUCUAAUUUCAUUCCCAUUUUUUCCUCAACUCACGUCAACUAACAUUUCUUCCCACCCUUCACUUCCAUCUCCUAUCACUUCUCCUCUGUUUCAUCACCCAUCUACUAAUUCUGCACUCUCAGAUUCUCUACCUUCUCAUUCACCACCCAUUAUUCCUACACUCGCCCCCACUCCUUCUAUAUCUCAGCCAUCCACUCCUCACGUUUCUUCACCUCUAUCAUGCCCUUCAUCAACACAACCACCUAUUUCUUUGAUGGUCUUACCUGCAUCAUCUUUACCAAGUGCCUCUAACACUCAUGCGAUGACUACAAGGGCCAAAGCAGGUGUGUAUAAACCUAAAGUCUUUAUUGCUUCUAAGGAACCACUUACUGUGGCUGUGUGGCUGAAGCUCUUACUAAUCAGGCUUGGAAAACUGCAAUGCAAGAGGAAUUUACUGUUCUUCAAAACAACCAGACCUGGACUUUAGUUUCUCUGUCUGGCAGAAAAGCAAUAGGCUGCAAGUGGGUUUUUAAGUUGAAAGAAAAUCGUGAUGGGUCUUUCUGACUAGUUGCAAAGGGCUACAAUCAAAGGUAUGGUUUUUAUUUUACUGAAACUUUUAGCUCGGUUACAAAGCCUACUACUAUUCGCAUCAUUCUUACUAUUGCCUUGUCUGAAUAGUGGUUAUUGAAGCAAUUAGAUGUGAAUAAUGCUUUCCUAAAUGGUGAGCUGCAAGAAGAGGUUCACAUGACUCAACCCUAGGGUUUGAAGAUCCUAAGGCUACUGGUUUGGUUUGUAAACUUAAUAAGGCUUUGUAUGGCUUAAGACAAGCUCCAAGGACUUGGUUUGACAAGCUUAAGUCUACCCUUUUUGUAUGUGGUUUCAUUUGUUCUAAAGCUGAUAACUCCUUGUUUAUUAGACAAACUAAUCUUCACACUACAUAUAUCUUAGUAUAUGUAGAUGAUAUUGUAAUUAUAGGGAGUUCUACCACUGCAAUACAACUACUUAUUUUAGAUCUUAACAAGGCAUUUGCGUUAAAAGAUCUAGGGGAGCUUAAUUACUUUCUUGGCAUCCAAGUAGAACACGCUUCGGAUGGGCUUAAUCUAUGCCAAAAGAAGUAUAUUACUGAUGUCUUAACCAAGGCUAAACUCCAAUUUUCUAAUAGUCUUGGCACACCUAUGACAGGGGUUCAUGCAUACUCCUCUUGCAUCUCAUUGGAAGACAGUGAAACGGAUUCUCCGCUAUCUCAAAGGGACUUGAUUUUGGCCUUCACUUACAGACGUGUUCCGAGCUCUCUUUGACUGCGUUUUGUGAUGCCGAUUGGGCAUCGAAUCUUGAUGACAGGAGGUCCACAUCUGGUCUAUGUGUUUAUCUUGGUCCCAACCUUGUUUCUUGGUCCUCAAAGAAACAAAGAACAGUCUCAAGGUCUAGCACAGAAGCUGAAUAUUGGAGCCUUGCUCAUGUCACUGCCGAGGUUACUUGGGUUCAGUCUUUGCUGUCUGAGUUGCAUCUCCAUCUUCCACAGGCUCCUACAAUAUGGUGUGAUAACUUAAGUACAUUUUUGAUGUAUGCAAAUCCACUACUUCAUGCUAGGACCAAGCACAUCGAACUAGACCUCUAUUUUGUGCGUGAAAAGGUGCUGAACAAGUCUAUUGUUGUCAAGCACACUCCGGCUCAUGACCAAGUAGCUGAUAUACUGACCAAAGCUCUGUCACCCUCUCGUUUUUUGCUUCUUAGAGACAAACUUCGAGUGCUUUCCUUGUCCACUCUCAGUUUGAGGGGGAGUACUAGAGCCUAAGUUUGUUAUGUUGAUUGAGACUGUUAGUAUUUAGUUUGUACAGCUGUUAGAUUAGUUGCAAGAUUAGUUAUUCUGUUAGAGGUUAGUUUACUUCUGUAAUCAGCUAUAUAUACUAGUUGUACAGUUCAUUUAUUCUAAUGAGAAUCAGUUUAUUCAUCCACACCUUUUUCACUUUCUUAAGAGUAUUGACUUACAAUUUUCAUGAUAUCUUGCUUUUCAUUACUCUGUUGGUGAAAUGUCAAUUCCUAGAAAUAGUUAAUUUCAUUGGUUCUUUUCAAAUUGU